Molecule: messenger RNA, 1275 nt
Organism: Calypte anna (Anna's hummingbird)
Lineage: Eukaryota; Metazoa; Chordata; Aves; Apodiformes; Trochilidae
Gene: GHRHR
Product: growth hormone releasing hormone receptor
Exons: 13
Coding region: 1-1275 (424 amino acids)
Biological process (GO): cell surface receptor signaling pathway; adenylate cyclase-activating G protein-coupled receptor signaling pathway; positive regulation of cell population proliferation
Cellular component (GO): plasma membrane
Molecular function (GO): growth hormone-releasing hormone receptor activity; peptide hormone binding; G protein-coupled peptide receptor activity
Source: RefSeq, a predicted model, not a curated record
AUGAACUCUGGUGCUUUCUACUCCUGUGCUCUGUACACCCUGAGUCUGGCAGAGCUUGUUGCUGGGAAUGUCCACCCAGAAUGUGGUUUCAUGACAGAGCUGAAGAAAAAGGAGGCUGAAUGUCUGCAGGACUUAGAAGAGGGUGGAAAUGCAACAUCACCAGGUUGCAAGAAAACUUGGGACAAAUUACUGUGUUGGUCAGAGGCAGAUGCUGGAGAGACUCUUGCCUUACCAUGCCCAGAUUUCCUCUCUCACUUCAUGAAGGAACCAGCUGGGAUAGUAAGAAGGAACUGCACAAAGAAAGGCUGGUCUGACCCAUUUCCUCCCUACCAUAUUGCCUGUCCAGUAGAAGAUGAGAUUCCACUUGAAGCACAGUCCUACUUUUCUACAAUAAAGAUCAUCUACACAGUAGGAUAUGGUGUGUCCAUCACCUCACUCAUUAUUGCUGUGACAGUUCUUGUUGCAUUCAGGAGGCUUCGCUGUCCCAGAAAUUACAUCCAUGUACAGCUCUUUUUUACUUUUAUCUUAAAAGCUAUUGCUGUUUUCAUUAAGGAUACUGUCCUUUUCCAAGAGGGGGAUAUUGAUCAUUGCAGCUUCUCCACAACUGAAUGCAAGAUCUCAGUUGUUUUCUGCCACUACUUCAUGAUGACCAAUUUCAUGUGGCUGCUGGUAGAGGCUCUUUACUUAAACUGUCUGCUACUCUCAUCUCUUUCUCAUGGAAGAAGGUAUUUUUGGUGGCUUGUUCUCUUUGGCUGGGGUUUUCCAACACUUUUCACCCUUACAUGGAUAUUAGCAAAACUCUACUUUGAAGACACAGCAUGCUGGGAUAUUAAUCAAGACUCUCCUUACUGGUGGCUCAUCAAAGGACCUAUUAUAAUUUCUGUUGGGGUCAAUUUUGCCCUGUUUAUCAACAUCAUCAGAAUUCUGCUGAAAAAACUGGACCCUAGACAAAUCAACUUCAAUAACUCCUCUCAGUACAGGCGUCUCUCAAGGUCAACUCUGCUUCUCAUCCCAUUAUUUGGAACACAUUAUAUUGUCUUCAACUUCCUCCCAGAAUACACCAGCCUGGGGGUUCGGCUUUACUUAGAGCUCUGCAUUGGAUCCUUCCAGGGUUUUAUUGUAGCAGUUCUCUACUGUUUCCUGAACCAAGAGGUCCAAACUGAAAUUUGCAGGAGAUGGCACGGGAAGAGAUACGGACCUGUGCCAGUGUGGAGGAGGACGAGGUGGACUGUGCCAUCCAGUUCUGGAGUCAAAAUGACCACAUCUGUGUGCUAA